GUAUUGUGACGGUUGGAAAGGAAGUGUUCGUCACCGCGGCAGCAACAGCAGUAUCAACAGCGGCGGUGGCAGUGCAAGAGCGGGGACAAAGAGGGAUAGAUCGUACUUGUCAACACUGUGGUGGAGUAAUAUGGUCAAACACUGAUGACUCAACUUUUAUGCCAAAGAGAAAGAGAGCUUUUAUGGUGAUCCUGACAGUGUUUUGUUUGUGAUGACGUAGUGCGGCCGCCGGGCGUGUGUGGCGUGGGCGUGAGCGAGGCAGAGACAGAGUGACGCGCGUGCUGGCUUCUGUGACGGUAGCUGGAGGCGGCGGUGCUCCUCGGGGCUUGGCGUAUUCGAGGGUCGCCAAUUUAAAGGAAAGAUGCAUAACGGAGUAGUGAAGGGAUGAAAGCUGGCUCCAAGGCUCAGGGCAAGGGGAGGGGGCCACAACAAGGGGGCAGCCUCAGACAUCUCAAAAUGCCCCCCCUGAAAAAGACUCCUCCUCUUAAGUUCAAAGCAAAGUCAACCAAGAAAGAGAGUGUGGUCAACCCCAGUGCUCUGCGGAGAACCAGUGAAGCACGGACACCCACGAAGCGCUCCUCCUCCUCCUCCUGCAGUGAAUCUCCCAAGUCUUCAUCAGGGGUGUCCUCCCGAAGCAGAUCUUCCAACUCUAGCAGCCUGUCCCCCAGUAGAGCACCCAGCAGAGUCACGGGGAGGUCCCCAGCAUGCAGAUCAACUGGCAGAUCUCCUACCAGGGGUCCAGGCAGUGCCAAAGUAAAUGGGAAAGGGGUCAAAGCUACACAGAAGGGAGAUGCUGGCAGCUCUAAACUUUCAAAAAUUGCAGAAAAUGCUUGCAGUCCAAAAUCUAAAGCAGCAUCUGAGAAAAGACAGGACAUUACGAAGUCAAAGAAAACUGCUUGCCUUGAUAGUAACAAGUCAGCCUCACACAGUGCCAAACAGUCACUUGUGGAAAAAGGAAAAAAGUCUCCUUCAAAGUGCCGCCGUACAUCUGAAAGUAAUGCAAAGUCCAGCGAUGAAAAAGAAGAGAGUGAUAAAGAUGCAAAGAAAAAGGGAAAGAAAACAAAAGAUACAUGUGCUGAGACACAAGAGUGUGAUAAAGAUAUAAAAAAGAAAAAGAAAAGUGAGGAAAAGAGAGAUGACUUUGAUAAGGUGAGCAAAACUAAAUCAAGGGUAUGUGAAGAGAAAAAUGACAAUGAGAUUGGUAAUAAAAGAAAAUCAAAGAAAAUUUCUGAAAGUAAAGUUUGUGAAAGCCUUGGAAAUGUCAAAGAUGGGAAAAUAAAAGAAGAAAAGGGAACUGAGGGACAGACCAAAGAGGAAGGUGAAAAUGACAAUAAACUAAGAGAGGAACAUGAGAAAGGCUCAAAGAAUGCAGAUAAUGGAAAAUCAACCAGUGAGAAAGAUGAUAUAGAUGCAAAAAUGAAAACUGAAGUUGCCGAAGUUCAUAAGAAAAAUGAAGAUGACAAACAUGUGGAAAAGAAAAAACCUAGAAAAACUUUGUUAGAUAAGGAAGAUGAGGAAAAUGAUGGGAUUAGAUGUAAAAAAGUUAAAGAAGUUAAGAGUGAAGGGAAGAAAAUGAGUGAUAUUGGGGACAACUCUGUUUCCAAGUCUGCUGAUAAAGAAACUUUGUCACCUUUUAAAGACGGUAAAGCUGCUACCUCAGGAAAGCGUGAUAAGAUGGUGAAAAGUGAUGCCAAAGGUAUAAAUGAAGACUGUAAUUCUAACACAAGUAAGCCAAAGAAGAAAAGUGCUGUGAGGAAGACCCUUGAUGAAAGUGAAAAUAAUCACAAUAAAGAGGAAAAGAAAACUGUCUCAGCCAAGAAAGAUACCACAGCUUACAGUGAUGCUAAAGAAGCUAAAAGUAAAUCUGUCUCUUCAUCCCAAGAAACAAUAGUGCCCAAAAAAAGAGGGAGACCAAAAGGAAGCAAAAAUAAAAGAAAAAAUGAUGGUUUACCUACUGCCAGAAUCAAGAAGGACAAACAAAAAGCGGAAAAGAAAAAUAAUGCUUUAAAAGUCACCAACAGUAAGACCAAAAAGGAGAGGAGUGUAUUCUCCUUCUCAGAGAGUGAGGGAGAGAGAGAUGAAAGAUUGGCAAAAGGAAAGAAGGGAACUAAGACAAAACUGAAGAUAAAGGAAGAAAAAGAACCAGUUGAUGAAGAAGAGAACUCAAGCACUGAGAGCUCUUCCUCAGAUGAAGAUAGUCAGAACUCUUUCAAGGGAAUUAGUAAGGCAAAACUCUAUGGAGGACGCACAGAUUGUCCCAAGAAGGUUGUCAUCGGUGGGAAAGUGUACAAGUUAAAACGAGAGACUCCAAAAUCACGGCUGAACAGUAAGAAGACAUCACAUAAGCUACAUCAGAACAGAAAAGUAAAGAACCAUUUGGCCAAUGCUUUUUAUUCAGAAGAAGAAAGUGAAGGAGACAAAAAAAUAAGUAAGAUUGCCAAAGUGAGGUCAGAUGACAGUGAAAGCAGUGACUCUGAAGUAAUUAAGAAGUCAAAGAAAACUGCUGAUUGUCUCAAUGAGGAAACCAGUUCUGAGGAUAUAUCUGAUGAUGAUGAGGACUGGGGAACUAGAAAGAAGCUUAAAAGGCAGAUGAAAAACUCACGGCCAAGAAAAGGAGUAAGAUCAAUAAAAAGUAAAAUAGCAGAUAGGAUGAAUGAGAAAAGUGAUGAUGAUAAAGAAGACGAUACUGAAGAAGAUGAAGAAGAGGAGGAUCACGAUUAUGAAUCUUCAAAACAAAACAGAAGACGACAAGGGAACAAUAAAACAUCUGUAAAGUGUAAAACAGGUAAUACAAGCCAGAAAAGGCCUAAACAAGGUCUGCCUUCCAACCGCAGCCUUAAAUCAGAAUCAUCAGAAGAAGAAAAUGACGAAGAUGAGCAAGAUGAGAUAAAGAAAUCUCGUAAGAAGUUGCCCUAUAAAAAUUCAAACAGAACCCACAAAAAGUCUUCCAAAGAGGUAUCUCAUUUAGGUGUAAAGAAAUCCAAGAAAGUAACAUUCUUAAAGAAGGGCUCCAGAGACAAGGAUGACUCUUCUGAUGAUGAUGAAAGUGAUAAGGAGAGUGACAGUGAUUAUGAGGCACACACAAGAAAGAAAAAGACUGGGAAGGGGAUUUUAAAGACCAAGAAACAUCUACAGAACAACAAAAGGAAUAUGAAUGCAGCACCUCCCAGGCGGACAGCCAGAAUGGCCUUCCUUAAUGCCCGUGCCAUGAUGCACUGCAUGAAUGAAGAUGCCAGGAUUCCCCUCCCUAGCCUUCCACCAUCUUCUGCCAAGAAUGAUAGCAUGGCUCUUAUCCUCAGGGAUCAGGUUAUUCAUGACAGCCAAUCAGAAGAAUCUGAUGAGGAGGACAGAGAUUAUGAUUCUGAUGAUGAUAAACGAGGGAAACGGCGAAAAAAUAUAAAGAGGAAAAAUGAAGAGGAAACUGAGAAAAAAGUGAAAAUGAAAAGAAAACGAAGGAGAGGAGAGUUAGAUGUUCACAUGGAUAUGCGUGAUAUGGUUGUCACUAAACGAAUGGCAAGUCUUAAUGCCUCAGCUAUCAUGGCUGCUAGUUACUCUAAUGAAUCUCGUAAAAGAACUCCAACAGCAACCACAACAAGCUCGUCAGCUGAAAGUGAGAUAACAAAUGUUGAUAUAAAGAGAAAAAUAUCCGUCAAAUCCACUAAGGAAAGAAACACAACCACCAGUAGUGUUAUCACUGUGGAAGAGACAACUAAGAAGGUGAAGAAGGCACAAGGGAGCAGAGAAACAGAAGUAGAGGAAAGAAUCAUUGUCAAGAAAAAAGUGAAAAGACAAGGAGGCACAGAUUCAGACAGAGAGGAUGGAAAUGCUACUGACAACUCAGAGCUAGCAAGUGACAUUCUAACUAGACGCCAAGAGGAACCUAAAGGCUUAAUGGAGGAGUCAUCUUGCACUUAUAUCACUACUCAAAUCCCUUCUGCCCCUCAGACAGUCACCAUUUCAGGGGAGAGCACAUAUUGCAUUACCUCUAGUGAUGGAAAAACCACCACUAUGGUCAAACAGGUUCAGCGAAAAACCACCACUACUGGAGGUUCCACUACCUCAGCUCCACCUACUGCCUGCAUUCCACCCACACACCAUGUGCAGCCACAACCACAACCGCAGAGUACCAGCUAUCCUGUGUCAGGUCAAAAAACUGACAACUACAGUCCCUUGGGUGCCCUGUCCACCAUGCAGCCGGUAAUGAGUCCUGGGGGGACCCACCAUCACCACCACCACCACCAUCACCAACCCCAUCCACCACCUCACCAUCAGCCUCCUCCACCUCACCACCCACCACACCUACCUCCACCACACCACCAGCCUCCUCACCAUCAUCCUCCAACUCACCACCCACCUCCCCAUCCACCUCCACAUAGUUACCCUCAAUCUCACCACCACCACCCUCAUCAUCAGCCAUAUCCUCCACCACCUUCCUCCCACUCCCACCCCUCCACAGCUCCAACAGGGCAUCACUGUAGUUACCGACCUCCUCUUCAGACACCUCCCAUUGGAAAUAAUCCUGCGGCUGGUGGCUCCUGCCAGGGUAAUCAUGUCCCUCCAGUUGUGGGUGCUCCCAUGGUUGGCUCCUAUCCUAGUCACUCCUCACCUGGCUAUGUGGCUCCAGGUCACACAGCGUCACCAGGUCACCCCACUCACCCACCCCAUCACUCCCCAAAGCAGAUGGCUUCACCAAGUCAUGUGUCUCCCAAUUUGAAGAGUCCACAGGGAGGCAGUGGAGGCCCUCACACUCCUGCUGGCUCCCCACGGACUGCUACACUCCAGGCUGGCCAGGUGGAGCGGCACCACUCAGCCUUCACUGCCCCAGCCCCAUCAACCCACUCCCCUGCAGCAUCUACCCCUGCAGGCUACCAGCCAGUGAGUGGGCCCAUGCCAGUCAAACCGAAUUACACAGCCACCACCUCUGAUGGCUCCGGCCCCUACAAGGCUCCCAAAGGUUCACCAGUGGCAGCGGCCCCCCCUUACUCCUCUCCUCCGAGGCUCACCUCUCCUCCGCUCCCAAUUAAGGCUCCUCCCAGCCAAUCUGGCUCUGAACCUUAUUCUCCACCCUACCAGUAUCAUACCUACAGUUACCAUCCUGCCCCUGCACCUCCUCCCCCUCCUCCUGCCCCACAUGUGGCACCUUAUGACAAGUACUAUCCACGAGGAGCUACUUAUCACUUCUAUCCUCCCACAUACUCUGGGGGCCAGUACCCCCCUGCUGUCUCAAGUUCUGAGUACUCUUAUCCCCCCCCACCUUCAGGAGGCAUGCACUACUCUCAGGAGAGCUACACUUCCUACACUUUGUGUGUGCCCAAUGCUCCUCCCCAGGGUCCCCCCCAGGCACUUGCUCUUCCCCCCCCACCUCCCACUUCCAACGGUCCUCACCCCCCUGCGUACGCCACAUAUCACUACACGGAAUAUACACCGGUCUUCGCGUAUCCUCCCACGGGUACGAUUGUUAAGAUAAACCUCAUAGGACCCUCCUCACAGAGUACAAUAUGCUGUCCAGUGGAUUCAAAAAACGUGCAUACCUGGCCCCCUACUGGUAGUGGUAGAGGGUCAGAAGCUUCAAGCAAUUCUAAUCAGUGCAGUGGACUUGGCCAGGGUGGUGGUGGUGGUGGCAGUGGAGGUGGUGGUAGUGGUGGUGGUUGUGGUAGCAGUAGUGGUGGCAGUGGUGGUGCAGGGUAUCAGUAUUCGUAUCGCCCCACCCAACAACCGCCCCAGCCCUCCCCCAAUGAAACUCCACAAGGUUGUAGUGCACCUUCAGUAUACCAGACUGGUCCUCUUACUACUGUAAUGACCACUGGCACUCAGCCUACUAUCCAAGUGUUUGGUGCUGUUGUGCCACAGCAGACAGUCACCUUGAUCCCACCCCAGGAAUCGCAGACAGUCAACGCUCCCCCUCCCAGUGUCCCCCCACCAGUGCCUGCCCCAGUGCCUCCCGUUGUGCCUCUUUCUCAGCCUCAACUUACCACCGCCACGACCAUGGUGGCCAUGGCACCCAUCAGUGUUACUGUGCCCCUAAAUCCUGGGGCUCCACAUGCCUCCCAGGCCAACACUGUUCCAGCACAAGCAAGCACAACUGCUUCUGGGAUUUUUGAGCCUUCAGUACCUGCUCAUCAAAAUGUGUCUGCUUAUGCAUCUGGUACUAUGCCUCAGUUAGCCACAGCUAAUAGUAGUACUUCAACCAUAACUUGUGAGGCAUCCUUGGCAACAACUUUACCACCACAACCCAUCUCAUCUGCCUCUCCUGAGGCAUCCACAUGCACCACUGCUGUUGUUACUGGAGUUCCUCAGACUGCAAUCAACCUCUCACCCCCACUUACAACGGAUGUGACUGGAAGGACGCAUCCAAUCGUGUCCCCAACUGAUCGAACUCCUGUUUUAGCACAGACAGUUUCAACUCCACAGAUACCUGCAUCAGCCACCCCUCAGGUCUCUCUGCCUGUAAUGAGUCCCACUCAUACCACAGCCACUGUCAACCCAAGUAAACCUCAGUCCUUGGUGACCCCCACACAGGUCACAGCUGGUGUGAUGGCUGGCAUUCCUCAUCAUGCAGCAACUUCAACACAAGGCACAAUAGCCAUUAUCACAGGCAUACCUCAGACUGGUGUAGUUACUACAAAUGUCACUACAGCGGUAGUUACUGGUGUACCACAGACUUCUGCAACUCCUGUGGCCAUGAGUACAUACCAGUCUUUACCACCUCCAUCAGAAUGUACAAAGGCAGCUGAAAUAAGACCAACUCAGUGUGAACCAUUGCCUUCCAGGGCCACAACCACCCAUGCCUCAAGUAACUAUCACAAAGUGACCCAGACUUGGUCCAAUAAUAAAGCAAUACCUUGUUUGCCACAAGCUGUAGAAAGUAUAGCUGAAGUUAGUACAACUGAAAGUCAAUCACAAGAACAAAUCACUAGAACUGAAGCGUCCAUCCAAGGUAGCACUGUUGAUGGAACUAAACCUCAUCUAGUUAAUACACAGUCCACAGUAACUACAGUAUCAAGUGCUCAGAAGACCCCCAUCAUUUCACCACAAUUAUCCCAUACAGUUGCUACCAGUAGCCAAGAGUCUCAUUCAACAUCAACCAAAGUCAUGAUGGCAGUUGUCACAGGAGUGCCCAAACCCACUCUAGCUUCUACCCACAUCAACACAGCAGUGGUAUCAGGCGUUCCUAGGGUAUCCACAGGCUUUACUUGCAGCCCCACUAGUGUUCCAAGUAUCCCUGCCCCAGCCAGUCAUAUGAAAGAUGCAACAAGAAAUCCUUUUAAUGAUAUUUCAAAGAAAUCUCUCCCUACAAUACAAUCUUCUCAAGAUAGUCAAGAGAAAGUAAAUCAUAGUUUACCACCAUCAAAUGAAAUGUGCAAAAAUCUAACAGUUUUUCAUAAAAUUUCUUCUAAUCAGGGGCUGCAACACUUUCCUAAAACCACAAAUAAAGUAAAUAAUGGUAAAUCUGUUUCUCAUAAUGCUAAAGAUGCCAUAGAUCUCACAGUUAAUGAGCCACAAGCCACAAAACCAAGAAGAGCACUUGAAGUUCAUGGGAGUUCACAUAAAGAUGGAAUGCAAAAUACAUGUUCAGUGCCUCCAAUGGAUGAAAGUGGUGUAAUAAUUAGAGAUUGUGUUCCUGCAAAGAAAAGAAAAGUCAGUUCAGUUCCUGCACAAGUAACAGAACCUCCCUCAUCUGCAAACACUGCCAUGCCCUCUCCAGGAACCUCUCCUUUACCAAGUGCAGGUUGUUUAUCAAGCAGAAACUGGAGUCCAACACAAUCAGGAAUCCCUUCUGACACUGUUGUGUCUUGUGCCUCUAGCAAUGUAACUGAAGUACCAACAUCCCUUUCCAUGGAUGAUGCUUGCAUCAAUAAAGUGCAAGGCCUUAGUGCUAGUGCAGUAAAGGCUAAUUCAAAUUCCCUAAGUGUUGUUGCCACAUCUAUAUCAUCACCCCUGGGAAACAGCCAGUCUCCAAAUGUUAUACAGUCAAAAACAACAAGUAACAGUUGCACAUCAGCUGAUAUGUGCUCUUCUACACAACCACCUUCCACUAGUCAAGGAGGAGGCAUCACCUCUGUUGUAAGAGACAUGAACGCACAUACUGAAGUAGCACAAAGCAAGGAUGCUGAAGGAACCAAAGGUGCAGCCAACAACAGUACCUCACAGCAGGGUUACCAGCGAACAGGAACCAGGCACUUGCUUUGCCAAACCAUACCCACACCAACAAAUGCAAAAGCAGCCACUGCUCCCUUAGCUAAGCCAAAAUCCUCCACAAGUAGUAGUGUCCCAAAAUUAUUGGUAAAAUCUGAAGAGAAGCCCAAAGAUUUAAAACCAAAUAUCAUGGGGAAUGUUCCUACAAUUCAAACCAAUGCAGUUUCAUUUGAAGUACCCUCUAAUAUUGUAACAAAUAACAACUCUGAUAAAGAAGAAUCAGAAUCUGAUUUUUUAGAUGUUAAGACAGGCCUGGCCCCAAUAGUUCGAAAAAGAGGGAGGCCUCCCAAGACAAGAGAUGCAAGCAGUGACACUAGCACAUCAGAAACAUCAAACACAAGCUCAGUUGUUACUUUUGGUCCUAAAACAAAAAUAAGUAAUUCACCAUUAAAGCCUAUUCAAAGUUUAGAUGAAAGGGAAAGCCAGAAGAAUAAGUCAGCAGAUGAAAAUUCUCAAGGUUACAAAAUGCUGCGAUCACAUUCAGAAGAGAGAAAAAAAGAAGUUUUGCAGUCAUCUAAUAGCCCCUCCUCACCUUCAAAACAGACAGUGGAUUGUAAGUCAGAUAUUAAACUUACUGGAUCUGUGAAAAUUAAAACUGAAGUUUUACCAAAAAUAAAGACUGAAAAAGUGUCCCCUAAAGGGCCAGCCAAGAUGCCUUCCCUUAAAAUGUGCCCAAAAGACAUUUCUCACUUUAAGACCAAACUUAUGGAAAGUCCUGGUGAAGUACCUUUAAAGAGUGGUUCCAUUCCAAAAAAGUUUGAUUUGCCCUCCCCAUCAAAAGCUACAGGUCUGGCAGACAAUGUAAAGCCAACCAAGGCUUUGCGUGAUGUAAAGAAAUCCACAGUGGGAUUGCCAAGUGACCAAAGAGUGCCCAAAAAUAGUUUAAUUGCAUCUAAAUCAAAAUCUAAAGAAGUUCCUGAAAAAAAAUUACCUACUUCAAAUAACAAUAGUAAAAGAAGGGGAGGGGAGAGUGUUGGGGUCAGUGGGAAAGGAGCUACAUCCUCUAGUACAAAGACUAGUGUUGCUGAGAGUGCCAACAGGACCACUGCCACAGGGAAAAAUCAGACCUCAAAAUCACACAAAGCUGCCAAGUCCAGCAAGGCUACCUCACGUCGAUCGCCCCCAAAUGGAAGACUGAAUAGAAAAAAAAGUCUUCUGUCAUACCUGAAGGAAGACAUAAAUGAAAGUGACACAUCUAGUGUGGACUCAGAGGUGGUUAGUGGAGGACGAAAAAGAUCACGCAGUAAAGAGGAUCCCCCAAAGUCUAACAGUGCCUCCCUCUUCUGCCCUUCACUGCCAAUCAAUGCUGGGUCACGGAAGAAGAGUGAUGGGAAGCAGAGCAAGGUGAAAACUGCCAAGAAACCUCGAUGGGUCCACAAUUGGUCAUGGGAAGGGGAACCCUUCGAAGGAAAAAUCUGGCUACGAAAUGACGAGCUGGAACUGGAUAGGACAUGCUACAGAGCUAUGCGCCACAAGGAAGGUGACAUCGUUCGUGUGAGAGAUUGUGUGCUACUCAGGUCUGGCACACGGAAAACAGAUCUCCCCUAUGUUGCUAAAAUUGCCUCUCUCUGGGAAGACCCAGAAACUUCUGACAUGAUGAUGUCCAUCCUCUGGUACUACCGGCCAGAACACACUGAGUCAGGCCGACGCCCAGAUGAUCUCCCUGAUGAAAUAUUUGCAUCCAAGCACCGGGACCACCUCAGUGUUGCAUGCAUUGAGGACCGUUGUUAUGUCCUCACCUUCAACGAGUAUUGCAGGUACAGACGUUUGGUCCGUUUCUUCCAAGAAGGUGUGUAUCCCAUGGCUACUCCAGUGCCUGAUCCUGAGGAAGGGUACUGCCGCAAGGAUCGGCUGCCUCCUGGGUGUGUCGUUCCAGACCUCCUGUUCUUCUGCAGACGGGUCUACGAUUACCGAAUAAAAAGGUUAUUGAAGAACCCUUACUGAGGGUGUGCUUUGGGGGAGGGGUUUGGGGAGGGCAACUACACGUGGGAAGACACCAGCCCCAGUUAUGCUGGACAUAAUGGUGAAGGGGAGGACUCAAUGCAAAAGUUUGAACUGAAUGCACUGAUUAUUUUGUGGCCAAUAAACUGAGUGCUUCUGGAUGUUUGAACACAUUCCAGGCAAAGUUAUUUGUUUAUAUUAGUGGAAAGUAUAAGGAUGAAGGAUAUAUACAUAAAUAUACAUAUAUAUAUAUAAAUAUAUACAUAUAUAAAUAUUUAUAUAUUAGUAUUUAUGAACUAAAUAAUUAUGCGAUUGAGCACUGGGACUGAAAAUCAAAUAAGUUAAGGACAGUGAAGGGACUAAGUGACGUCACCCCUAUGAUUACUGCCAGUGGUUCUUAUGAUAGUGUCACAAUAAGUAUUUUGUCAUAUAAAAUGCCAAUAGGUUUGUACAAAAUACAAAUUUUUAUAUGUAUGCAUUACCUAUGGUGAGCAUCACUUCUUGGCCACCAGUAUAACAUGUUAGUUAAGACUUAUUUAUGAAAUAUUAAACUUAAGGAACCAAUAAUUCCUUGUUGCCAGUGUUAACUAUCUCCUUGCUUAACAAGUGUAGCUGUUGAGCAACUACCUUAUUUAAUAAUUGAGAUAUUUUCUGAACCAAAGUUUCAUAUGGUCUUUGAUCUAUUUAUAUUCCUAUGAUUCUUAACUAGCCAAAUAGUGUCUGUGUUCAAGGAAAACUGUCUGUUUACUUGACUCUUCCUGAUGUUUUUUCAGUCUGUAGUUAGAUAACUUAUAGCCAAGAGGAGGCAAGAGAGUAGGGUUUAAACCCAAUAGUAUCUGAAAACAUGGAUACACACUGAGGUGAAGAGUGCUACAUAUUUAGUGGUUAGAAUGAUCUUGACCACACCAAUUUGAUUCAAUACAAUAGCCAAAAUGGACACUUAAAUAUUAAGCUGAGCCAUUUGACACAUAUCUCAUUGAAUCAUGAUCCCAAUUGUGCAUUUCAUGGUGCACAGUUGUCAGUGUGGGGUUGGGUAGCACCUGGUGGGGGGAUGCAGCUGCUCUAGGAGUGGCAGCAAGAUCUGAGCAUAGUUAAACAUUUUGUCCAGCCACUGCUACACUGCCUCACUCUUCACUCCCCUCCUUCACCUGCUGCUCACCAGUCAUUGAGUAUAUUGCCGAAGAAAUAUAUUUGAUACAAAUUAAGAGAGUAAAGCAUUUAUAUUGGUAUUAUUUGUUUGAAUUUUCUUUUAUUAAUUUGAAGACAAUCUGAUGAUCAAGAAAUUAUUUGACUAAAAUGUUUUUUACAUAAUUGCUUUAUUUUGAUUUGACAAUCACACCUGUAUAGUUAGUUGUAUCAUUAGCUAAAGUUAUAGUUUUAUUGAAUAUUUGAGUCGUUCAAUUGGAAUUGAUAGAUCAUGAAUUCUUUACCUCAAAGGUGGAUGUGCAUUAAAUGAUACAUAUUUUAUGCACAGUACUAACUGUAGCCAUAUAUUCAUCAAUAGAUUUUGAUAUCUAAAUUAUUACAUCAUAAUCUAUAGUAAUACAUCUGAGUUGGAAAUCAUAAGUAAAGUGAUGUUUUCUUAGUAUUUGUGCAUAAAACUCGCUGAGAUUUGCUCUCUGACCUAUUAACUGGUAACCACUUUCAUCCUAGUCUUUCCUCAAAUUCUCCAUUCCAUUUCUCGAGAAAUGUAAGUAAUUUUAUAGUGUGUGGUGAGCAACCCACUGCUGCCAGAGGCUGGGUUAGGAAGAUAUUUUUGCAAAUGUACUGUAACAUCUAAGAGAUAUUCAGGAGUGUAACAUAAGAUAAUUUUUAUUCCUCUUUUUAGUUUGAUUGCAAAUGUACAAUAUUUUGUGUGGUUUACUAUAUGGCUAUGUUAUUUUUAACUAUUUUUUUUAUAUGGUAAUACAAUGAAUAAAAAACUGAUGAAGUGAGAGGUCCAUUGCUUUAGUUAGUAUGUUUUAGUAUUUGCAUGCACAAAAUCGAUGGAGGAUAAGAAAACUACACCCUGGAUUCUGUGCAUCAGUCACAAAACCUAUGUCUGGAGCUGGCACAGGUUGGGACCUGCACUGGGUUGAGUCACCCAUGUCCCCUCUCUGCUCUAUCACAAGAGUCUUCUUUGCAAAGGUUCUUUACAUCAUGUUUAAUUUGAAUGGCAUUUCAGUACUGGUUGCCAUGCACAUCCUUCCUUGCACAUAUUAUUGGAUAUUUUGCUCUUCAGUUCAAGCAUUUCUCUAUCAGAGCAUAUUCACCUUCUAUCUCGUCGGAUUCCUCAUACUACUGUGUUUGUAGCUCUUCAAAUGAAACACAUCUUGAUUCCUGCUCCUUUUGUUAUCAGUUAGAGACCUGACCAGCUUGUAUUCUGAAGCACAUGCAGGAAAGUCGCUGCUCUGGGCACUCAAUGUACUAAAUGUGAUUUUUUUUUUUUUUUUCAUCUUUUACUAUUUAUUGGGCCAUGGGUAUUUUGUAAUGGUUGAAGCAGAAUGUCAGCAAAGCAGUUUGCCAGCUUUAACAACCUAUUUCAGUGUAUUUCAUCAGUAUGUAUAGUACAGUCGUCAAAAAAGUAUUGAACACCCAUGGGUCAGUGGAACAGAGUUUGAGCAAAAUCUAUAGGUAUGGUGUUGUGCUGGUUAGGCUGGUACCAUUAGGUAGACUCUAACCACUAGUACCAACCUAACUGCUGCACCAUGAUUUUGCUCAAAUUCUAUUCCAUGGCCCAUGGGUAUCUGAUUUUUUUUUUAUGACUGUACAUACUUUUUAUUAUGGAAUACUUCCUUAUUGCUUACUGUCAGCUUUUUAUAAGUAUGUAUUUUUCCUUUGUUUCAUCCGUGCCAUAUACCAUGUUCAGGAAGAAAAAUAUUGUAAGAUUUUUUUUCUAUUGUUAUAUUUAGCACAACAUAAAUAAUCUUGUAAAAGUUAACUAAUUGAAAUUCCUCUUUAUCAUUAUUAUUAUACUUUAUUUUAAGGGGGCUAUGAUCAUAGUACCUCAUUGGAGUCACAUAGCUGAACAGCUUCUAAGACUUUUUGCCUUCAACCAACAAAAUAUAUGCAUACUUCCUUGUUUUAAUGUUCAGUUGUGAAAAAUAAUCAAUUUUUCUGUAAAGUAUGAGUGCAGCAAGCAGAGGACGUGGAAAUUGUGUUUAAAGUCUGUUAUAGCCUGUCCCUGUAGCCUGUAGUCCAUGUUUAGGUAGGCCACAUUUUUUCCUUCGAAGCCCUUAUCUAGAGCAGAGCUUUUCCGGAGAGUGAUUGGCGAGUCUUGGCCGUUAGUUUGUGUUGUGCUAGUGACUAGUGAUAGUUAGUCUUUGGGUAAUUUGUUAUGGCAAGGAGUCUAUAUUAUUACAGCAAUUGAGUAUGAUAAGAUAUUGUACAUAAAAAAGAUAGAUUUAUGUUUAAAAUGAAUACAAUUACAAAUUUU
Molecule: messenger RNA, 13552 nt
Organism: Eriocheir sinensis (Chinese mitten crab)
Lineage: Eukaryota; Metazoa; Arthropoda; Malacostraca; Decapoda; Varunidae
Exons: 12
Coding region: 385-10140 (3251 amino acids)
Molecular function (GO): chromatin binding; DNA binding
Source: RefSeq, a predicted model, not a curated record